AUGCCUAUACUGCGCAUGUGGUUCAAUGUUGAGACUGAGCUGAGGCAGGAUUUCCGCCUCACCAGAAGAGCAAUGCACAGCUUGCAGAGGCUUUUGCAAAGGGAGCAGGACCACGGCUGGGGUAUUGAGCUUGAAGUACUCAUAUACACCUAUUGGCUGGCACAUGGACUCUCCUAUCGAGUGGUGGCCCGUGUCUUUAAUGUACCAAAGGCUACAGUUCACCGCAUCAUCCACAGAGUGGCCCAGAGCAUAUGGGACAAUCUAAGGAGAGCAAUCUACUUCCCUCAAACAGCGGACCUGCCUGCAGUUGGUCAGGGAUUUGUCAACAUUUCAGGAACCCCUGCAUUCCACAAUGUGGUUGGAGCAAUUGAUUGCAGCCACAUAAGGAUAAAACCACCACAGCGUCACAGAUUAGACUACUUGAAUUACAAAGGCUUUUACUCUGUCAACAUGCAGGCAAUAUGUGACUCAAAUGGCAGGUUUCUGGACAUUUUUGUGGGGUAUCCGGGGUCUGUCCAUGACACACGAAUAAUGAAAAACAGCAGUUUUUAUACCACAAGACGGUAUCCCCCAACGGGCUACAUCCUUCUGGGUGAUGGUGGGUAUCCCUGUUUGGAAACUCCGAUUUGCCUCAUCACCCCAUUCAAGGAGCCAGUGCAAGGACAAGUACAGCAGCGAUUCAAUUACUAUCAGUCAAGGGGGCGCAGCAUAAUUGAAAGAGCGUUUGGCAUGAUGAAGACCAGAUGGAGGUCAACACUUUUCAAAGCUUUGGAGGUGAAGCCCACGUUUGCACCACAGGUAAUUGCUUCAUGUGCCUUUUUGCACAAUGUGUGCAUGGACAAUGGUGACACACUGGUCCCAGAUGAAGACAUUUUAAUAGAUGACGCCCAACCUCCCCGUGAAGAAAUGGCUUACAAUGAAACCUCUGGGAAUGUCAAAAGAAACAGACUGGCGGCCCUAGUUUCAGUUGGUGUGCAAGACCCAUGA
Etheostoma spectabile (orangethroat darter) is the source of this 987-nucleotide messenger RNA. Its product is annotated as putative nuclease HARBI1. NCBI's taxonomy places the organism in Eukaryota, Metazoa, Chordata, Actinopteri, Perciformes, Percidae. The transcript has a single exon. The record is from RefSeq and is a predicted model, not a curated record. The coding region runs from base 1 to 987 and encodes 328 amino acids.